AACACUUUUUUUGCUACUAAAUCCUAAUUUAUUAAGAAGAGAGAUUCACAAACUUUGUAACUGAAACACAAACAAGCCAUGUCGAAUAUACAAGGCAAAGAUGGAAUCUACAGAUCACCAAGGCCUCCCAUUUCUCUUCCCCACCACCCCAAUUUUUCAAUGCUUCCAUUUCUCUUCAGAAACUUGUCAUCCAUUUCCAACUCCCCUGCACUUAUCGAUGCUGAUUCUGCGCAAACCUUAACGUUUUCGGACCUCAAAACUCAUGUUUUAAGGCUCUCAUGUGCCCUCCUCAACCUUAACAUCUCCAAAAACGAUGCCAUCCUAAUCUUGUCUCCAAACUCCAUCCGUUUCCCAGUCGCUUUCUUAGCGGUGGUAGCUGUUGGGGCCGUUGCCAUCCCCUCCAACCCACUAUACACAGCAGCUGAGAUUUCCAAACAGAUCAAAGACAGCAAUCCCAAACUGAUCAUCACAGUCCAUCAACUUUAUGACAGAAUCAAACAGUUCAACCUUCCUUGCAUUCUGCUAAACCAAAGUGCCUCAAACAAUCCAAUGGUGCAUAGCUAUUUGGAUUUGAUCCAGUCGACACCAACCACAUCUUUGCCAGAUGUGAUGCAGAGUGAUGCAGCAGCAAUAUUGUAUUCAUCGGGGACAACGGGAGCUAGCAAAGGAGCUGUGCUGACACACAAGAACUUCAUGGCAUCUGCCCUGAUGAUGACAUCAGAUCAAGAAGCAAAUAAGAAAUCAGGGAAUGUGUUUCUCUGCUUCUUACCCAUGUGCCAUAUCUUUGGACUGUCGGCUCUGCUUUACGCACAGCUGCAGAGAGGGAACACGGUGGUGGUAAUGGCGCGGUAUGAGAUGAAUGCUAUGCUGAGGGCUAUUGAGCAGUACAAGGUGACACAUUUGUUAGUCGUGCCCCUUGUCGUUUUGGAGCUGAUUAAGAAGCAGGAGAAGGUGAAGGAGUACGAUGUUUCGACAUUGAGGGAGGUUACGUCCGGAGCAGCUCCAUUAGGCAAAGAGAUGAUAGAAGCAUGCUCCAACAUUUUUCCACAAGCUGUUGUAUCUCAGGGGUAUGGCUUGACAGAAGCAACAGGUGUUGUUUCAUUUGAAAACAGAAGGUUGUUUCCAUCGCAUCCAGGCUCUGUAGGGCCACUUGUUCCCAGUGUUGAAGCUCAAAUAGUUGAUUCGGAUACAAUGAAAUGCCUCUCUCCUUUUCAGAAAGGGGAAUUAUGGAUUAAAGGCCCCCUGGUGAUGAAGGGCUAUUUGAACAACCACAAGGCGACCGCGGAAAUCAUAGAUGAGGAAGGCUGGUUGCACACAGGAGAUGUUGGCUAUUUUGAUGACGAGGGUCGACUCUAUAUUGUAGACCGCGUAAAAGAGCUCAUCAAAUAUAAAGGCUUUCAGGUUGCACCUUCAGAGCUAGAAGAGCUGCUUCUCACUCAUCCUGAAAUAGUGGACGCUGCUGUUAUAGGAUUAGAUGAUGCUGAAGCUGGUGAAAUUCCAAUAGCAUAUAUUGUGAGAUCAUCCAUGAGUUCUCUAACAAAACAACAAGUACAGCAGUUUAUUGCACAACAGGUUGCACCAUUCAAAAGAUUGAGGAGGGUGAUUUUUACUAGAGAAAUACCCAGAUCACCUAUAGGAAAGAUUUUGAGGAAAGAGCUUAGACAACGAUCUGUUGCAAAACUCUAGGUUGUACCUCAGGGAAGAUUAUGAAGAAGCUCCGACAACAAAAUUCUAGCAAAAUUCUAUCAUUAAUAAUUGUGUUACAAUAACUAUUGUUAUGAAUAAAAGUAAUUAUUUUUGUAAAAGAAAAAGCUCAACUCAAAGACGGCGAGCUAGUGUCUAUGGCAAGAAAAAAAGAUCAAACAGCACAUGCCAUAAAUAAAACUA
Salvia hispanica is the source of this 1887-nucleotide messenger RNA. RefSeq names its product putative CoA ligase CCL7. Gene Ontology annotation, molecular function: CoA-ligase activity. The record is from RefSeq and is a predicted model, not a curated record. Lineage: Eukaryota; Viridiplantae; Streptophyta; Magnoliopsida; Lamiales; Lamiaceae.